GCCGGCAAUUUCAAUCUGGAAGAUGAGGACCUUGUUUGCAGCGACGCUGCUGGUCGUGGUCAUCGUACAGCUGGCAGAGGCUCAGACUUUCCAGUACAGCAGAGGUUGGACUAAUGGCAAGCGCAGCGGUGAUGACCCGACAAAAAAUGGCGGAGGGGAAGACGCUUUAGUAACAGCAGCGCGAUCACUACGCGGCAACGGCAGGUGGCCGACUGACCAGCAACGUCUCCUUCAGCAGUCACGAUCACAGUCUUACAAGAAUUUAGAAAGCCGCAUGGUGGCACUGGAAUCAAUUCUCCUGAACCUCAUUUCGUCCCUCCCUUCUCCCGCCAAGGACAUCGCAAUGCUGACCGAUAAACGCCCCUCCGGACCUGCGGAUUACUACACGGACCAGUAACUCUUUUCUUCUCGAACUGAACCAAUUCAUGCGGCUACGGUUGCACAGAUCUAUAUUUGAUACAGACGUAGACAUUAACAUUGAGACAAAAAUUGUACAAUUAUUAGUUUCCGAAGUCUGCAACACUUGGCGAUUUGGUUUCAUAUUUGGGAAAUUUAAUGGCAUCCUUUGUUAACGAACUUGGUCGUUGCGCCAAUAUUUUAUUCAAUUUUCAUUUUAAAAUUUAUUUCACUCUCAGUCUUAUACAUUUAUGCAUGAAAACUAAAUAAAAACAAACUUAUUAAUUUCUCGAAAUGUCAUUUAUAUCAUCUACGUUAUUGAAUAACUAAAUGAGUACAAUAAUGAGAAAGUUCUGAACGGCGCAAUAACGAUGAGUGGAACAUCCAAGUUCAAUCAUGCGCAGGAGUUUUAUUUAAAAGACUGACAGUGCUUCAUAAUAUUUAUUUCUGAAAGCUUCACCUCUUGGGAACGUUUGAACUCAGCUGAUAAUAAGUGAAAUAUAGGGCCAUAGUCAGAAAGUCAGUCUGAAACUGUUUUCUUAGUUUCUAAGUUGUCUCAAUCAUAGUUUAUGAAAUCAUCUUAGUUUUGUUAUCCACCAUUCUUGGUUUUCUGAAAUUAUCUUAAUUUAUUUUUCAGUUCAGUUUUCUGAAAUUGUCUAUCUCUAAGUAUUUUUUUGCACCAGUCAUACUUUUUUUUAAAUAAUUUUUUCCCCCGAUCAUUCUUAGUUUUUCUAAUAUUUCUCCACCAUUCUUAAUUUCCUCAAAUUAUCUAAGUUUUUCGUCACUAUUAUUAGUUUUCUGAUAUCUUCACCACUUGGCAACGUUUGAACUAAACUGAUAAUAAGUGAAAUGAUACAGGAGAAUUCUAAGCAGUUUUCGUAAGAGCUAUUCGAUAUUUAGACAUUCUUGUUAGGGACAUAUAAAAAAAAGUAACCGCAAUGAAUUAAGUGAGUGUGAAAAUUUGUGCGAAUAAAAAUCAAAUAGUAUUAUAGGUAAUACUAUUUAUUAUGGUUUCUUAUGGGAGAUACUGACAAUUUCAUUUAUUGAGGACUCGUUUUCCUAGAUGUCGGCUUAGAUGGCCAUGAGUUGUUAUCAUUCACUUGUUCAAAGUCUGUAAUCGGCUUAUCGUUUUAAAAUCUUAAAUUCUGCACCGACGAAGAAUAUUCAGCAUUGUAUUUUUUCUUUGCAUAGGGACAAAUGUAGGUGACAUAUAUCCAAGGUGUUUUUCAUUUACUACACAAAGCGUUCCUUGUCGUAAAUUUAAGAAUUUAUACGUAUCUUAUCGUUGAUAUCAUGAUAAGAUGUUUCAACUGAUUAGAAAACAGUCGUGGCUCAUUCACAACACAAUGGCAGCUCCACCUUGUGAUGACUCACAAAUAUACUUCACUAUAUCGUCUCACUCUACUAGUCGAA
Molecule: messenger RNA, 1809 nt
Organism: Hyalella azteca
Lineage: Eukaryota; Metazoa; Arthropoda; Malacostraca; Amphipoda; Hyalellidae
Gene: Crz
Exons: 3
Coding region: 23-397 (124 amino acids)
Biological process (GO): positive regulation of heart contraction
Molecular function (GO): corazonin receptor binding
Source: RefSeq, a predicted model, not a curated record